AUGCACAGCNUCAAGGAAUGGCAAAAAGCAAUCGAGGACUGCGAACGUGCAUUGAAACUUGACCCCAGCUAUACAAAGGCUCGCAAGACAAAGGCCAAGGCAUUGGGCGAGUCUGGCAACUGGGAGGAGGCCGUCAAGGAAUUGAAGGCUAUUGCCGAAAGCAACCCUGAAGAACCUGGGAUCGCAAAGGAGGUCCGCAACGCCGAGCUCGAGCUCAAGAAGAGCAAGCGCAAGGACUACUACAAGAUUCUAGGGGUCGAGAAGGAUGCCGACGACAACCAAAUUAAGAAGGCAUACAGGAAGUUGGCUAUCAUCCACCAUCCUGAUAAGAACCAAGGAGACGAAGCCGCAGCAGAUCGCUUCAAGGAUAUUGGUGAAGCCUACGAAACUCUGUCAGACUCUGAGAAGCGCGCUCGUUACGACAGUGGUGAAGAUCUCAUCGACCCCUCGGAACAGUUUGGUGGUGGUGGUGGCUUCGGCGGCGGUAUGGGCGCUCAAAUCGACCCCGAGGUUCUCUUCCAGAUGUUUGGUGGACAGAUGGGCGGCGGUGGCUUCGGUGGCGGCAUGGGUGGUGGUGGCCGCAGAGGAGGUGGUGGCUUCCCUGGAGGAUUCCACUUCGGUUGA
Molecule: messenger RNA, 624 nt
Organism: Aureobasidium musti
Lineage: Eukaryota; Fungi; Ascomycota; Dothideomycetes; Dothideales; Saccotheciaceae
Source: the annotation of a GenBank genome assembly